Danio rerio (zebrafish) is the source of this 4161-nucleotide messenger RNA. The record is from RefSeq and is a predicted model, not a curated record. NCBI's taxonomy places the organism in Eukaryota, Metazoa, Chordata, Actinopteri, Cypriniformes, Danionidae.
UUACCAAUGGCUGCACAGAUGCUUCAGUUAAAAGGUGAACCUGAAGUACUGACUUUACGCACAGUGCGAGCAGAUGUUACCCAUCUUUCUGGAUCCAAGAUUAAUCUGGAAAUUUCCCCAAAAGGCGAACCCAAUAAACGUUUCCAGAUACUUGACGCCUUCACAGCUUCCGGUUUGGAUCUAGUUGAGCAAUCAUAUCCAGUACAGAGACUUCAAAAGCUGUAUGCUCACCUUAGAGGGCUCCCUCUACAGUCCUUCCACAACGUACGCCCACUAGUACUGAUCGGAUCAGAUCAUGUUCAUCUUAUCACAGCCGAUAAGCCAGUCCACCAAGGAGUCAAAGGUGGCCCAGUUGCAAUACACACAGCCCUCGGAUGGGCAUUACAAGGAGCAGAGAAGAGCACACCAAUCCACAAUUCAGUACAGCAGUGUCUUUUUACAGCGGCCUCCUGUCCCAAUGACUUGCUUUAUCGCAGUGUUGAAAAGUUAUGGCAACUGGACAUCUUGCCUUAUCGAAAUGAGAAACUGGUGGUUCGAUCCAGGGAAGACCAAGAAGCAAUCAAACUUCUUGAGUGCAAAACACAGACAAUUAAUGUGGAGGGUGUCCAGCGGUAUGCCACCCCUCUCCUGCGCAAACCUGGGGCUCCUACACUAUCGAGUACGACUCGAUCCGUCAUGCCUACUUUGAGAAGUAUUGAGAGGAAACUCCAGAGAGACCCUGAGAAAGCAACCAUCUACUCUCGUGAGAUUGAGAAGCUCAUUAAAGCAGGCUAUGUCACUAAAAUUCGUCCAGAAGAAAUCAGCCAGUCCAAAGAGGCCUGGUACAUACCCCACCACCUGGUGUGUCACAAUGAUAAACCAAGACUGGUCUUCAAUUGCUCAUUCAGGUCUCAAGGUCAGUCUCUGAACGAUCAACUUCUCCCAGGGCCUGCACUUGGUCCAUCCUUAUUGGGCGUUCUUUUAAGAUUUCGUCAAUACAAUGUGGCUGUAAGUGCAGAUAUCCGGGGAAUGUUCCAUCAGGUUCGCUUGUUACCUGAGGACAGACCUCUUCUCCGCUUCAUUUGGCGAGAUCUGCAAUAUGAGAAUUGUCCAGAUGUAUAUGAAUGGCAGGUUUUGCCAUUUGGUACAACCAGUAGCCCAUGUUGUGCCAUUUUUGCUGUGCAGCAGCAUGCUCGCAAUAAUCAAGAGAGCUACCCAAGUGCUUUACAGACAAUCCAGCAAAGCUUCUAUGUGGACAAUUAUCUAGCGAGUUUUCCCACCACAUCGGAAGCCAGGGUGUCCGUUGAUCAACUGCGCAGCCUACUAGCUACAGGUGGCUUUGACCUUAGACAAUGGGCUAGCAACCAGCCCGCAGUGAUCUCACAUCUACCCACUGAGGCAAGAUCUUCAGCUGCAGAACAGUGGCUUGCACAAAAUAGAACUGAUCCAAUGGAACCAACUCUGGGCCUCAGGUGGAACUGUGCUGCUGAUACACUGGGAUACCACUAUCGUCCAAUAGAACAUGCUACCCUGACAAUGAGAACAGCGUAUCAAAUACUAGCCACACAGUAUGAUCCACUGGGCUUCAUUGUGCCCUUUACCACACGAGCCAAGGUGCUCAUUCAACAGUUGUGGUCUAAAAAGCGAGAUUGGGACGACCCAAAUUUACCACAAGAUCUCAGCAGGGCCUGGGAAACAUGGGAGAAUGAGUUAAAACAUCUCAGCGAUAUAACCAUACCUCGUUGCUACUCAUCUAUUCCCCACGAUGCACAACAACAGUACGAACUACAUGUGUUCUGUGACGCAUCCGAACGGGCUUAUGGGGCUGUGGCUUACUUGGUGGAGUAUGCAGAUGUUAUUCAUUCAACCUUUGUCAUGGCCAGAUCAAGAAUUGCACCUAAGAGGCAACAAUCCAUACCUCGACUGGAGUUAUGUGCUGCAUUAGCAGGUGCACAGCUGGCAAAGCUCCUGAAGGAGGAGAUCACCCUUAAAAUCCAGCAGAUAGUUUUAUGGACUGAUUCUACAACUGUGCUAGAGUGGCUCCAGUCCGAUUCAUGUCGAUUUAAAGUUUUUGUUGGAACACGGGUCUCAGAAAUCCAGGAUCUGACUGAGCAUAGUACUUGGCGCUAUGUUGACACACAGCAAAACCCAGCAGAUGAUAUCACCAGGGGUAAACCACUCCAAAGUUUUACCAUUCCUGGGCGCUGGAGUCAGGGACCCUCAUUCCUAAACCUGGGUCCUGAGCACUGGCCAAAAAGACCUGAACCAUCAAGGUCAGAAGGAUUACCUGAUUUAAAGGGUACCAAUAUCUGUUGUUUAAUGACUGCGGUGCCAGAUCAUACUUUCCCCGAUGCCACUCAUUUCCAUACAUGGAAAGAGUUAGUGGAAGCGACUCGACAGGCCGAUGGAAAGGCGACAGGUAGUCAACCAGAUACUCAACUCAUGGACCAUCGCACAGCAGAAUUGGAAUUAAUAAAAGGGUCUCAGGCUCAAAGCUUUCCCGAGGAGACCGCAGCCCUCAAAAUGCACAAACCUGUACCAAAUCACAGUCGAUUAAGAUGUCUUGCUCCAGAGUGGGAUCCGGUGAUGGAGGUAAUCAGAGUCGGAGGACGAUUACGAAGGCUGGAAAGCCUAAAUGCUGAGGAAAUUCACCCUAUAGUAUUAGACCCACAGCAUCCAACCACAAAGCUUCUCAUCAAAGAGUUUGAUGAGCGCCUGCUCCACCCAGGUACAGAAAGAGUGUACGCCGAACUUCGGAGACAAUAUUGGAUCUUGAGGGGGCGGCAAGCUGUCAAACAUCACCAGCUUAAAUGUUCAUCAUGCCAACGAUGGAGAGCUCAGCCUAAGGUACCAAAAAUGGCAGACCUGCCACCAGAGCGGCUCAGGAUUCUUUGCCCACCAUUCUACUCUACUGGAGUAGACUGUUUUGGUCCAUAUCAGGUAAAAAUAGGCAGACGAGUGGAGAAACGUUGGGGAGUCAUUUUUAAAUGUCUCACAACAAGAGCGGUUCACAUUGAGCUCCUCAACUCCAUGGAUGUGGAUGCCUUCUUGCUUGCUUUGCGACGAUUCAUAGCCAGACGUGGCAGACCAAAGGAGCUUAGGUCAGAUUGUGGUACAAACUUCCGUGGGGCUGAUCGAGAGCUAAGAGAAGCCUUUGCUGCCAUGGAAUCCCCAUUAAAAGAGCGGCUAGCUGAUCAUCAGAUCACAUUUAAGUUCAACCCUCCUCAUGCACCGCAUUUCGGUGGCACUUGGGAACGAGAGGUUCGUUCCAUAAAGACUGCUCUACGGGCAGCAGUUGGUGGCCAGUCUGUCUCAGAAGAUGUCCUCACUACCGUAUUAGUAGAGGUAGAGGGCAUUUUGAACUCAAAACCGCUUGGAUAUGCCUCCACGGAUGUUGCAGAUCCAGAUCCUAUUACACCAAACCUUCUCCUCAUGGGGCGGCGGGAUGCGUCACUCCCACAAGUGACUUAUGCUUCAGGGGAAAUGGGACGGCGCAGAUGGCGCCAUUGUCAAAAUCUUGUGGAUCAGUUCUGGACUCAGUUUACAAGGAAUUACUUGCCCACACUACAAACCCGCCAAAAGUGGCAAACUUCAUCCGACAAUCUAAAAGUGGGUUCAGUGGUUUUGAUUGUUGACCCACAAUUGCCCAGGGCUCAGUGGCCAAUUGGCAAAGUGGCCGAGACUGUUAUCAGUGAUGAUGGUUGUGUAAGAUCUGCAAACAUAAAUGUUCAAGGUAAAGUGUACACUAGGCCAGUAGCCCGGCUUAUUCAGUUGCCAGCCUUUCAAGAUGACAGUAAAGACUCCUAAAGAAUUCUCUUGACUUGCACAUUUGCUGUUCAAAUGUGGGGGCGGCUGUUCUGAAUUCUUUAUACUAUGGCUGUAACACGAUUUACUGAGUGUUCUGUAAAGGGCUUAUAUUAUGAAUGUAGGAUGUAACUUCCGGAGGAUGCAUAUUUGAGUCCAUAUAUGAGAAGUUGAAUGUACUGACUCAUCUGAGUGAGACGCGAUUGCCAUCCGUGAGAUAUUGUGAAGUGCGGGGUAAAGUUAUUGCCAAGAAACUACCUCCCUGCUCAUAAAUAAAAGAUUGAAAUUAUCUCCUGACUCCUACUCCUUAACCAGAGUGCUGAAGUGGUCAGCAACAUUUAAAGAACUGGCAUUCUAAAUUGGGCAAUACCCAACAAG